Osmerus eperlanus (European smelt) is the source of this 4121-nucleotide messenger RNA. Its product is annotated as nascent polypeptide-associated complex subunit alpha, muscle-specific form. The record is from RefSeq and is a predicted model, not a curated record. The coding region runs from base 267 to 3776 and encodes 1169 amino acids. Lineage: Eukaryota; Metazoa; Chordata; Actinopteri; Osmeriformes; Osmeridae. The transcript has 16 exons.
GUUUAGAUAAGUCGCGCGCACUUUUGUUUUGCUAGCGGGAAUUAGCCGCAUAGGUAGCUCUUGUACAUUUGACACAAUGAGUGAAGUUAAGUUAUGUAUAGCUCUGCACACGAUUUUGUAAUGUACAAUCGUGUAGAUGGAACUAUUUGGUAGUCGCAAGACUAAAGUGGCUUUUGUCCAUUAGCUCAACUAGCUAGCAGAACGAGAAUCAAGCUAACGUAACGACGCUAGGAGUUAGCACUAGCCUUUUAACAAAUAGUGUGCUGAUGGACUCCAAAAUUCCGAAACUGGAAAGACCGCAGAAGAGGCUCCGCUACUUCAUAAGUCAAGAGUGUAAAUCUACAGAAUUGCAAGACAAACGGUUGCAAUUGAAGGACAUUGACAAGUUGUUCGAUGACCUGGACUCUACCUCAGAGGAAGAGCUAGAAAUACCAACUCUGUCUCCCGUACUGAAGACAUGUACUGCUGUAGAGGAGCAGCGGAGUGGAUCACCUGUUCCAGAACCAUCUCCUCCUAAAGAGACAUGUCCUGCUGUAGAGGAGCAGGGAAGUGCAUUACCUGUUCCAGAACAAUCUCCUCUUACAGAGACAUGUCUGGUGUCUCAGGCUGUUACACCUGAGGAGCUAAAAUGUGAGGCAAUAAAGGCAUUGUACUGCCCUACACUUGAUGCUGAGGUUGUGAUGCCAUUCAAAGAACACGGCCCCAUCAAGACAUCAAGUCCCAUUGAGCAGGAGGUGCAUGUGGACAACGCAGACUGUUGCUAUAGAGACAAGACAGCCUCUCCACUCUUGUUUGUCUGUGAGGAUGAAGAGGAUGUCCCUCCCAAACUCAACCCCUCCACCUCACAGGAAGUGCCCUGCAGUGGACAGGCAACAGAAAGUGAGGAUGACCUCGGGGUGGACUCGCCUCCGACGAAGUUUGCUUUGCUCUGCAAAAAAAAAGCACCGUGUGAAGAGAAUCGUAAAAUCCUGGAAAACCCACCACAGUUUGUCCAAUGUGCUGUACCUCAGUCCAUUCCACAAGAAUCCUUGCAAGAAAGGUCCUGCCCUUUAGUCUCAACAGUGACACAGGACACCCAACCUCCUUGUGAGCCCAGACCCUCCCUGGUGACAGAGGACAAGUCCAAAGAAAAGCAGAAAGACGCGUUUGCCUUUCUGUUAAAACUGAGGGAGGCUAGCCAGCCCAUACCAGCACGCUCAAAGCCGGUGCCUUCUAAAGUGAGCGAACCUCCUCCUGAGGAUUUUGACGAUGACUUCAUGAUUCUGGAGGAUGAUGGCCCUAGCUUGUUUUCCAUCCCGAGGAAGACUGACCCGAACAAAAGCAAGGCACGGGCAAAGCAGAACAAAGUUCUGAGCUCUUCAUCCAACAAAGACGCGUCUGCAGACGUGGUUCCCCAGCGGGACCACGGAGGCUGUGCCCCCGGGGAGCAGGAAGCCCUGGAGGGAACGGAGAACCCGGCUCAACAGGAAGGAAAGGGAAGGAAAGGGAAGGCAGCUCAUAGAGGUGCGUCACCGAGACCUGUCCUCUCCACAUGCACGGACAAGAAGGGUGCUGUGAUAGACCGAGAGCAGAGCUCCAGUCCUGGAAGAUUGACGAGGCCUGAGAGCGAGGCCGGUGGGUUCACCAAUCAGGACGACCGAGACAAACCUCCGUCAAAGAAGAAAGUAGCUACCAAGGUUUCAUCUAAAGCUACAUCAGCCGAAGAAGAUGGAAAGAAGGACAGACACGGACAAGGUGCCUCUGCCAAACCCAGCAAAAGAAAACAAAAGACGGAGGAGAAAGCUCCCAAACCAUCAGAUGCUCCAAAAUCCAAACCUGCCAAAGAUGGUCUGGAGAAGCCCAAGAGGGGAAGAGGCAAGUCUGCCAAGGGGAGCAAAGAACUUUCCCCCGGGCUGGAGCCGCCAGAACCUGCUGAAGAACCUGGUCACGUGGAGGACUUGGAGGAGAACGGAGGAGAUGGAGACAGGAAGGAGGAGGAGGAUUCUGCGCCAGAAAGGGCAAAGAACAAACUUCCAAAAGGACAAAUAAAAGCAACUUCUAAGGGCCCCUCCAACCCUAAGGGUAGAGAAUCCAAGCCCGUCACUGUGGGGGUUUCUGACCCGCGUGCAGAGAGCCCUGUGCUAGCGAAGAGAAAGAAGUGUGCGCCUGGGGCCUGGUGGCUAGGUGUGUCUGACAGAACCACAAACACCGAGGCCGACAGUGGACCGGCUGUUAAAAAGUCUAAACAGAGCAGCAGGAAGACGGCAAAGGCCUCUCCACCUGUGGUGCAGGACGAGGCGCUGGAAGGAGGUGGAGGUGUGAGUGACAGGAAGCCGUCGAAGCUCUCGUCCAGGCGGUCUGCAGAUCCACAGCCUAAGAAGGCUGGUGCGAGGGCCAGGCACACCAGGAAGAGGAAGAGCAGCCGACCAAAGCCAGAAAAACCUGCUGAGACAGAAGUGGAAGUUGUGGUCGACUGUGGUAGCCAUGACCAGGGAGAGCUCAGCCCACAGCCCAGUCCACUCAGACAACAUACCUCCACUCCCAGUGAAAAGGUGUUUGACCGGGUGUAUGGUCGCACCCCCAACGCAAAGUCAGCCCUGAACCACCCCUCCACACCUCUAAGACCCCAUAAUCACGAAAAUAUUCCCAUGCAAGAAAAACGAUGCCGUAAAGCUCCUGGAAACUGGUGGGAAAUCGGCAGUCCUCCUGCCGACGUAGAGGCUACCCCCUCGCCGCCACGGAAACCCAAAGACAAGAACACGAAAACGCAAAAAGGUGAGGCGAAGCACCCCAAACCACACAAGUCACCUUCUCUCAGACCGCAUCAGAACGGCCGAUUGGCCAGCUCGCCCAAACCUCGCCGCACAGCGCACGAGCCACCACUGAAGAAGAAAGACCUCUCUGCUCCCAAGACCGCGAAAAGGUCCCUGGCCACGUUCGCAGCCAUCUUCACCUCAGGCGACACAGUGCCCCCAGUGACGAGGGUCAGAAGUGCGGCCCGGCGUGGCGGACGUCAAACAUUGUUCCCCUCCCAGGGCCAAGGCUCGGCCCAGAGCAGUCUCGCCAGCGAGGGUACCAACACUGAGGAUGUCGAUGCAGGUCAAGAACCUUCCGGCAGCUUGAUCCCCUGUGAUGACACUUCCAGUCCUGUAGAGACUCCUACCAUCUCAGUGUGUAUGGAGUCUGUAGGCGAGCUGGGAAAGAGGUUGAGCUGGCCCUCCAUCAGCCAACGCCUGUCAGACAACACGUUAAAGGGCUUCGUAAGUGGGCCGUCCUCCAUGAUUGAUCUGGAGCAUCACGAGGAAGACGAGGACAUGUGUUUACCGUCGUCCAGAUUGUCUGUGCCUGUACUGGCUGGCUCUGAGCUGUGUGGGCCUCCUCUCCGGCCGCUGCUUCUGCAGCAGGAGGACCGGGCCAACCUGCAGGAGUGGCUCAAGGUGCUCUGGCCCACCACCAUCAAGGGAGGGGGCCAGAUAACUCCGGAGCAGUUCCAGUGGUACUCCUACCGAGGCCGAGCCCUGGGCCUCCGUGUAGACCUGCAGGCCAGCUCCUUCUGCAGCGGAAGAAUCCUGCUGGGCUCCUUCAUGAAAAAGCCUCUCUGGGUGGAUCACAGCUUCACAUCGGUUUAUAAUGUCCUGACGAGUUGUGUCCGCGUGACCCUCAACGGGAAGGUGUCGCUUUACAACCCCGGACAAACGUUCAUGGUCCCAUGUGGACAUGCCUACAACAUUCACAACCUCGCCCAGGAGCCUGCAGUCCUCUACUUUAACAGGAUGCAGGCUGAAAGCCCAGAGUGAAGACAAGAUGGCCGCCCAACCAGCCUUCCUGUCAACCUUUCGACGUCCUCACGGAUUUACUCAUUGUUCAAUUAAAAUUGUUUUGGUAGUCCAUUAGAGUAAACAUGGAGCUUUAACUGCAGAUAGGAGCACCUUCUGAAAUAAUUGUAAGAUGAUCUUAUUCGGAUAUUGUGUACAUAGUGUUAACUGACUGCAUUUUUGUCAGUUUUUUAAUAACCGUAGCGGUUAAAUGGUGCAUCAUAUAAAGUCAACUUAAUUGAAAUGAUGCUCGUGAAAAAAAUAAGAAAAAAGAAAAAAAAAACUUUCAGAAGUCAUAGUCUUCCUUAUUCUUUAAAUACUGUGUUA